Messenger RNA from Linum tenue, 1816 nucleotides. NCBI's taxonomy places the organism in Eukaryota, Viridiplantae, Streptophyta, Magnoliopsida, Malpighiales, Linaceae. The record is from the annotation of a GenBank genome assembly.
CAUUCUCUGCAAGAUCAUUCAUUCCCAGUUUUUCAAAAGCAGAAUUCAAGUGUAAAGAAACCCAAUAGAUCGGAAACCAUGGACCUGAAUCAUUUGCUACACAAUCCCAUCAUCCUUUCCGUCCUCUUAAUCACAAUUCCCCUGUUUUUCCUUCUCAAAAUUCGAAGGCAACCCAACAAGAAGCUCAACCUCCCACCAGCCCCGCCGGCGCUCCCACUGAUCGGAAACCUCCACCAGGUCGGCGCCGUACCGUACCGCAACCUGAAACAUCUCGCCGACAAGUACGGCUCCCUCAUGCUCCUCCGCUUCGGCGCCGUCCCGACCCUCGUCGUCUCCUCUGCCCAGGCGGCAGAGGAGAUCACCCGCGACCACGACGUCGUUUUCGCCGACCGACCCCGGCUCACCGUCGCCAACGUCUUCUUCUUCGGCUGGAGCGACCUGGCCUUCUGCCCCUACGGCGAGUACUGGCGCCAGGUCAAGAAGAUCUGCGUCCUCGAGCUCCUCAGCCAGAAGCGGGUUCAGGGGUUCGACUUCGUCAGGGAGGAAGAGACCGACAAAUUGAUCGCCGAGAUCUCCGCCGCCGGCCGGAAAGGCGAGGCGGUGGACCUCAGCGAGUCCCUGGUCUCGAUCUCGAACAACAUCGUGUCGAGAUCGGCGCUGGGUAGGACUUAUACGAAGAGCGAGGACGGGGAAUUGAGUUCAGGGGAUUUGGUGAGGACUUCUCUGGCGCUGGUGGGAGGAUUCUGUUUCAAGGAUUUCUUCCCCUUUCUAGGGUUUGUGGAUACAUUGAGAGGGUUCAAUGCAAGAGUGAGGAAAGCUUCGAAGGCGCUUCAUGAUUUCUUGGACAGAGUGAUUGAAGAGCAUGAGAAGGCGAACCUGCAGGGGAACAAGAGUAACGUCGGGUCGGCUGAUCGGAAGGACAUCAUCGACAUUCUUCUCCAGUUGGAAAGGGAAGGGAAGCUAGGGAUCAAUCUCACUCGGGAGAACAUGAAAGCCGUUGUCAUGGAUAUGUUCAUAGGUGGAACUGACACAACCGCGUCUUCCAUGGACUGGGCAAUGGCGGAGAUGAUAAAGAACCCGACCAUCUUAAAGAAAGCUCAGGAAGAGGUAAGAAAGGUGGUGGGGAAGAAACCUAAAGUGGAAGAGAGCGACCUGGACCAAAUGAGCUACCUGAGAUGUGUGAUCAAGGAGACGUUGAGGCUUCAUGUGUCGGGGAUCAUCCCACGACAGACCACGAGCGAUGUAAAGAUCGACGGGUACGAUAUUCCGGCAAACACGAGGGUGUUCAUCAACACAUGGGCGAUCCAGAGGGAUCCGAAGCAGUGGGAGAGGCCCGAGGAGUUCGAUCCGGAGAGAUUUGUGGGGAGUGAGCUGGAUUUCAGAGGACAACACAAGGAGUACCUUCCGUUCGGUACAGGAAGGAGGAUAUGUCCUGGAAUUUCUUAUGCGCUGAGGGAGGUCGAGUACGUGGUCGCCAAUCUACUCUACUUGUUCGAUUGGAGACUGCCGGGGGGAGCUCGAGGCCAGGAUAUGGAUAUGACUGAUAACUAUGAUAUGGUCAUUCGCAGGAAAAUGCCUCUUGUUGUUGUUCCCACCCUCCAUAACUGAGGUUUAAUCACUAUGAUUCUUGCAGGUUUGUAUGUUUUUUCGUUUAUUUGUUAAUGAAUUUCAGCCCUAGCUAUCUCAUGGUGUAAAAAUACUAUGAAUAAGAAAAAUAACGAAGGCUCCAUUUUCUAGUUGUAUGAUUUUGUUAUUGAAUUUCAACCCUAGCUAUCUCAUUGUAUCGACAGGUUGUAUCAGUUGAAUAGAAUGCUAA